Molecule: messenger RNA, 477 nt
Organism: Penicillium longicatenatum
Lineage: Eukaryota; Fungi; Ascomycota; Eurotiomycetes; Eurotiales; Aspergillaceae
Product: CXXC motif containing zinc binding protein
Exons: 5
Coding region: 1-477 (158 amino acids)
Molecular function (GO): zinc ion binding
Source: RefSeq, a predicted model, not a curated record
AUGCUUUCACUUGUCCUCAAGGCUGAGCUGGAGGGUGUCACCGACCUCCAGCCCUCUGACACUGAAGAGAACCCCUACUUCUACACUUUCAAGGUGCAAUGCAGCUCUUGCCGCGAGACGCACCCCAACUGGGUCAGCUUCAACCGCUUUGAGCAACAUGAGAUCCCGGGUAGCCGCGGCGAGGCCAACUUCGUCUGGAAGUGCCGGCUGUGCACGAAAACCCACACUGCUUCCAUUGUCUCGGGCCCCAACGUCUACGAGGCAGAUGAGAAAAAGGCCGGCAAGAAGAUCAUCGAGAUUGACUGCCGCGGACUUGAGUUUGUCGACUUCCAGGCUGAUGGCGAGUGGGAGGCCAAGGGUGCUGAGACUUCCACACGUUUCAAGGAAAUUGACCUCAUGGAGGGUGAGUGGUAUGACUACGAUGAGAAGGCCGGUGAGGUUAGCAUCAAGGAGAUCACCUGGACUGUUGGCCGUUGA